AUGGCUGUCACAAUCACAGUCGUCUUCCCCAACGAGCCUGAUGCCAGCUACGACAUCGAAUACUACGUUAGAAAACACAUGCCUCUGAUCCAGGAGCGUUGGGGAAAGUACGGCGUCGUUUCCUGGUCGGUCACAAAGUUUCAAAACGGCGUUGAUGGCUCUGCGCCUCUGUAUGCCUUUGGGUCGGUUGUCACCUGGGACAAUGUAGACCAGAUCAAGGCUGCGUUCGCCGGACCCGAGGCUGGGGAGAUUAUGGGAGACGUGGCCAACUUCUCGAACAAGCAGCCCGUCUUUUUGACUGGCGAGGUACUCCGUUAA
This is a messenger RNA of Colletotrichum destructivum, 318 nucleotides long. Its product is annotated as Putative EthD domain-containing protein. Gene Ontology annotation, molecular function: oxidoreductase activity. NCBI's taxonomy places the organism in Eukaryota, Fungi, Ascomycota, Sordariomycetes, Glomerellales, Glomerellaceae. The transcript has a single exon. The record is from RefSeq and is a predicted model, not a curated record. Bases 1 to 318 code for a protein of 105 amino acids.